This is a messenger RNA of Penicillium odoratum, 945 nucleotides long. RefSeq names its product SDR family NAD(P)-dependent oxidoreductase. The transcript is spliced from 4 exons. NCBI's taxonomy places the organism in Eukaryota, Fungi, Ascomycota, Eurotiomycetes, Eurotiales, Aspergillaceae. The record is from RefSeq and is a predicted model, not a curated record. The coding region runs from base 1 to 945 and encodes 314 amino acids.
AUGUCUGCCGCAGCACGACAACGUCUUCAGGCUUUAAGCCAACACCUUGUGGAGGGCAUUCCAGAUGAGGGGACUUUUGAGGGAAUACCCCGGAUUCGACAUGUUGCUUCAGACUCGGCUGGUCCUCGAACAAAGGACAAGGUAGUGAUCGUAACCGGUGCCAACUCUCCAAAUGGUAUUGGCCGGGCUAGUGCACACCAAUUCGCCAAUAAUGGUGCCAAAGCAGUCUAUAUCUGCGAUUACAGCGACACCCACCUCGCAACCCAUAAGCUGGAAAUGGAAUCUCUCUACCCUGAAGUAGACGUGCAUGUACGACAGUUCGAUGCAGCGGAUGAAAAGGCUCUGGUAGCCGUCAUCGACGAGGUGAUAGCUAAAUAUGGUCGCUUGGAUAUUUUUUUCGCAAACGCUGGCGUCGUGGGACAACCAAAAAUGUUUACAGAUAUUGACGGCGAUGGGUUCAUGAACACCAUGAAGACCAAUGCUCUUGGUGUUUUCCUUGCCGCCAAGCAUGCUGCCCCGGCAAUGAAAGUCACUUCCGCGUCGAAGCCACACCCGAGCGGUUCGAUUAUUUGCACCGCAUCAGUCGCUGGGUUGCGAUCCAACGCCGGAUCCACCGAUUACUCCGCCUCUAAGGCUGCAGUCAUUUCCAUCGCACAAACAUGCUCGUUCCAACUUGCUGGUACCGGGAUUCGGAUCAAUGCCAUCUGUCCCGGUCUGAUCGAGACAGGUAUGACACAAAGUGUCUUUGACCAUGCACGGAAACGUGGUACAGAGCGCAAGAUUGGGCAGCUGAAUCCCACACAGCGUGGUGCAGUUGCCGACGAGGUUGCACGCGUGGCACUGUUCCUUGGCAGUGACGAGAGCAGCUACGUGAAUGGGCAGGCAUGGGCUGUGUGUGGUGGGUUGAGUGCUGGACACCCUUUUGUUCCUGGAAAGCUAGCAUAA